UGCUCGUCCUUUCCACACACGCCCAGUGCGAGCGGCCGCCGGCUCCAGCAAGCGGCACCGACCGGCCUCUAAUUCUAGAGUUGGCUCGCUCUUGGCGCUGCACGAACGGUUUAGCGCUGCUCCUCGGCGCACGGCAAGCGAGCUCCUGGCAGCGUGCGGUCUGAAUGAGGUUGUUUACCCUUGCCACAGCAAGCUGAAAGUCUCUUUGCUCUGACGUGACCUCCAUAGAAGGACCAAAGUGAAAACUGCAACCUGCCAAGCCAUUCAGACACCUAUCGCCCACCUGGAGCCUGUGAAGGUGAAGAUGGAUGACGGUGGCAGAGCUGCUAGCGGAACCUCAGUUCCGCAGACCAGUGGGGGGGCAACUGCUAGGAAGAGUGUGCCAACUGCUUGUCCCCCUGGUGCCAAGCAAAAGGCCAGCAAGCCCCCCCAGCCAGCAAACAAGGUUCCCAACAAGAAGCAGCCAGCGGCCUCUGCAGCUGCUUCUCCUUCAGUUCCUAGUGGAGCUUCCAGAACACUUGGAAAUGGAACUGCUUGGAAGGCCAACAUGCAGCAGCCAAAGCAGCCGGCAUCCAAGACUAGUAACGUUGACAACUUGUCUGCUAGAGCGGCAAUGAAAAAGGCAACAGGGGACAAGACAAGUGGGUUGAAGACUUCAGAAAAGAGAGCUACAGAGAAGGAAGUGCAGCAGAAACCUCCAAAGGUGACCACACAGCCCAUAGCAUCAAAAGCACCUUCAACAAAGCCCAGCAGAGCUGAACAGACUAAAACUUCCAGGACUUGGUUGCCAGGAACAAAGAAUUCAACUUCAUCCUCUUUAAACAGAACUGCUUCUAAUGAUAAGAAUGUGGGCAAACGUAAGCCAACAUCACCACCUGCUGGUCAGGGCACAUCAGCACAUCAGCAGAAAAAUACUCUGGCAACACAGAGAGAUGCCUCUAGAGCUGCCACAGUUUUAAAGGCCAAGGUUUCAAGCUCCAACCCUUCUGUGAAGGUGACACCUGCCUUAAAGCCUCCCAAACACUCAGCCUCCAAAUCACAACCUGAGCAAAAUCUCAGAGAGAGGAAUGCACCUGUGAACAGCAGGUUUGCAACAAAGAAAUCUUCAGACCCCGGCAAGCCCCAAAUUCAAGCCAAGGUGGCCGGUGGGAGUCUCCACCCAACCACUCCUCCGAGAGCCCUUGCUGCUUCUUCCAGAGCUCUGCCUCCUUCGGGCAAGAAGCUUCUGAAGAAAGACGCGCUUUCCAGUCGUGAGCAGGUGUCGCCCCAAAAGAAGCCUCAAGAGACAAUCGCCAAGGACAGUGGCAAGAAAACCACCAAGGAAGCAGAGGGCGCUUCCAACAAGGAUGAGAAGUUUCUAGAAAAGCUGGAAUCCGCAGCAGCUGAAGAAACUGUUGACCAGCCACUCUCCCAGGAGACUGCAGACCGUUGCAUAACAGUAGUAGGGAUGGAGCAGAUGGAACCAGGAGAUGCAGAAGAAGGCAGAGCUGAACAGACAAACAUUAACGCUUCAGAAGGGCUCCCUCCAGCAUUCCUUGAAGCACCUCUCCUCUGCCCUGGAGCACCAGAUAUCAGUAUAUCCUCUGUUAGUGAGACGCCUCACUUGACUACACUUGAUGUCCUGGAGAUACAUGGUGAAAAUGGAGACGAAACACAUAAUUUAGAGCCAGCGCUCCCUUAUGAAACAUCUCUUCCCAUUCAGUUGGAGCUCUCUCACCAAACUUCCCCACCAGAAAUCUUACGGCAAGAAGAAGGAGGCGUGGCCUCUGAGCAUCUCAGAAAACAAACCUCUCAUUUGGAUGCUCCAGUAGCCAGUAUUGAGCAGCCCCAUUUCUUGCACAACCCUGACACGCCUUCUCUUGAUGUAUGUCGUAUUUCAACUCCAUCCCUUCCAGCCGAGGAUUCUCAGAUUUUAAUAAAUGAGCUUGAGAGAUCUCCUUCUUCCGAGUCCUUGACUUUAGAUUCUGAAUUGCUUGAAGAGACUCAAACUAUAAAGCUAGUAGUUCUGCCAGAGCCACAGGAGGACCCCAGUCUUUCAGCAGAGCAGUCUCUCUCAGCUAGCCAGUUUGAUCCUACCUUAAAAACUGUGACAGAGUCUCUAGCAGCAGGCCACAAGGACAGCACCGAAUUGGAAAUGGUGAACAAAAUGUUGAAUUUGUGUCAGAACUCAGAGGAAGAACUGCAAAAGGAAGUGGUAUCUCUAGAGGUAGGAAAUGAAAGACUGAAGAGCCCCCUAGAUCUUGCAACUAAAUAUAGUGAGCUUGCACAGAAAGUAGUCACUUCUCAGCAGAUGGAGGAUGGGCCUUGUGCUCCUACUCAUGCUGAAAAUGAGCUAAUGGAAGUUCUGCAAGUAGCAGAUCAUUUAAUAAUGGGAGCAGCUACUCAGUACCAAACCCGUCUCCCUGUGUUUGUAGCAGCAACCUCAAUCCCUACAGAAUUGUCCGGAGAGCCUUUUGCAGGCUAUGAUGAUCAGUCUAGCAGCUUAGACGAAUAUCCCACCAUUGGAGAACUUGAGGAUGAUGCAGUCAUUCCAGAAGAAUGCAUGAGUAACAUGAAGCAGGAAGAGGCCAAUCAAUACGAAACUCCAGACUACUUAGUUCAUCCUUCAGGGGAGCUCUCACCAAAUAGUGGUACUGCUCAGCUGUCAGUGCACAAACCUCAGAGCUUGCCUUUGAAGAGCUUGGAGUUGUUACAAGAAUACCCAAUUGAGUUGACUGAAAUGCCAGAGUUGCUGUUAAGUAGCACAGGGCUGAAAGCUCUCUCCCCAGAGAAGGGAGGCUCAUCUUCCAAAUCCAGCACCUUAAGUGGGCCUGAUCUGGCAGGUAAGAGCAGCAGUGAAACUAGCACGCCUGAAGAGCUGCGGGAGUAUGACAGUAGCUCUGGAGUUGAGUCCAAGUCAGAUGAGAAACUCGAACAAACUUGUCAUCAGCUCCUGAGUCCCUUGGAGGACCUCCCUGGGGAACUUGAUCUCGGCAUCCACAUGGAAAAGGGAGAUGAUGAGGCAGAGACCCUGCCAGCAGAUGAAGUCCUUGGAGAUCCACCUACUGAGCCCACUGUAUCCUCCGAGGAAGAAGCCGAACUGGAUGCGGAUCUUCUGAAGGAAGCAGGCUUUCCCAAAACGGUAUGCCUCUUGACCUCUCCUCUCCCAGCCAAGUCACAUUUGCCCCAUUCGGUAGAGGAGUCUGACGAACCAGGUUCUGGGGAUGCUGGCACAGAAACCCCAGCCUCGACCAACUCUGCAGCUUCAUGUGAUGUCUUUGGUGCCUUCCAUCUCCAUUCAACUGACAGCUGUGGCAAAAGCCCAGGCCUCUCUUCCCUGGACAGCGAAGAACACUCCACUGAGGGCACUAAGGAGACCUGCAGCAAGAUCCCCAUAGAUUGGGAGCAACACUUGCACCUCACCCCAACACCCUUGAAUACUGGAGGGCACGAAGAAGAAUCGUCACAGCCUUUCUCUGCUGCUCAUAGUCUGACUGCAGGUGACAAUGGGGCUGGCUUGCCCUUCCCCUGGGAUCCAUGUCCAUCAGAGAUCCUCUCCACUAUCUAUGAAGUAGAAAGUGGUGCUGAAACACCUGGCCCAGAUGAAGAGGAUGGGAGCUGUUGCUUGCGUGCCGCCUCCCGAGAACAGGCUCUUCAGCUAGGAAACAUCCAGGCUACAGUCGUACAGCAGCUAAUCAGCCGGGCCCUGCUCUUCCCAACAGAAGCGCCCCCUGGGGCUAUCAGUGGGAAGGGGGCCAUGAACAGCGAAGCAGAGAUUGGCAAAUGGACAGAACUGAUCUCCCCUUUGGAAGAAUCUCGAGCCAGCAUCACUUCUGUGACAAGCUUUUCCCCAGAGGACAUGUCAUCCCCACAUGGGGACUGGACUGUGGUAGAGGUAGAAUCUUUCCACUGAUUAUUUCCCCUCUCACAAGUUAUAUACAUAUAUAAAAGGCAUUUUUUUUGGAGGGGAACCACUACUUUUCAUCCAAGUGUAUCUAUUAAAUGUCCAGGAAGGGUCAAGUAUUAGCUGACUGGAGAUAUGGCUCUCCCCUUUGUCUUCAGCAGCUAAUAGUGUGAAUAGUUAAGCACUUCUGAAUCAUGAUUACUUUUGUCCCAUGCUGUCUUAGGCCUUGGAUUGUUUUUGGUUCAGCAGACUGACCAACCUUUUAUGUUUGGGACUUCCAGGGCAUACACUAAUUUCCAGAGGGUAAGGCCCAUCUUUUAUUUAGUUGUAAUGUGAUUGUGCCAAUUACUGAUAUCACUGUCAAAU
Molecule: messenger RNA, 4249 nt
Organism: Notechis scutatus (mainland tiger snake)
Lineage: Eukaryota; Metazoa; Chordata; Lepidosauria; Squamata; Elapidae
Gene: PRR36
Product: proline rich 36
Source: RefSeq, a predicted model, not a curated record